This is a messenger RNA of Benincasa hispida (wax gourd), 938 nucleotides long. RefSeq lists its product as uncharacterized. NCBI's taxonomy places the organism in Eukaryota, Viridiplantae, Streptophyta, Magnoliopsida, Cucurbitales, Cucurbitaceae. Gene Ontology annotation, molecular function: protein binding. The record is from RefSeq and is a predicted model, not a curated record.
UAACCAACCCAUUCAAAACACACAAAAAUAAAAGGAAAAAGAAAGAAAGAAAGAAAGAACUGUCAUUGAAUUUGAAGCUAUGGUUCCCUUUCAACCCCACCCUUCUUCUCUAAAUGACAAGACAUCAGCAAUUCAAGAGACUGCAGAUAAUUUAGCAAAGAAGAGGAAGUGGGAAGAGUCGUUCCCGACGACACCGUUGAACUCCGUUUUCGAUAUCGAGCUUCACCUCGAAACUCCAUUACCUUUCUACUGGCAAAGAUGUCUCGACAUUCAGUCGGGAAAGAUACACUUUUACAACACGACGACUCAAAAGAGAACAUGGAAAGAUCCGAGGGACAAGCUCGAGAAAGACGACAACCACGAGGAUGAUGACAACGACGAGGACAACGACAUGAGUUUGGACCUUGAACUCAACUUGACUUGUGAAUCGCUCGACAAGAAUAACAAUAAUCAAGCAAUACAAGGGGGGCGUCAAGCUAUAAAUAAUGGAAUGAUUUUUGGGUCGUCGGAAAAUUACAAUAACAACAACAACAAUAAGGCGGAGAUGGUGGCGGCCGUUUGCAUGAGGUGCCAUUUGUUAGUGAUGAUGUGUAAAUCUUCGCCGGAGUGUCCUAAUUGUAAAUUUAUGAACUCGCCACCGCCGGAGCAGACCUCGCCGGCGAUGUUCAAGCGCCGGUGUCACCUUUCUUGGUAAUUAAAGCGAUAAUUAUAUUAUAUUAAUUAUAUAAUUAGGAGGAAAUGGUAAACUCUUGAAUAAUAUUAUAAUUAUUCUCUUUAAUUGUAACUUGUAUUUGUAGGACGACUCUGAACUUUCCUUCUUUUUUUUUUAUUGGUGUUAUUGUUAUCAAACGAACUUUUUCCUUCCCAAAAAAAAAAAAAAAAAUUGGGGGAGGUUUGUAAUGUGUAUAUAUACAAAUGGGUGUUUUAAUUGUUAUAAA